Rhodamnia argentea is the source of this 920-nucleotide messenger RNA. RefSeq lists its product as uncharacterized. The coding region runs from base 60 to 641 and encodes 193 amino acids. Lineage: Eukaryota; Viridiplantae; Streptophyta; Magnoliopsida; Myrtales; Myrtaceae. The record is from RefSeq and is a predicted model, not a curated record. The transcript has a single exon.
AACGAAACGAGACACUCACAGAGAUAAGGGACAGAAUCGGCAACCUCCAGCCACCAGCCAUGGCUACCGCCAUACCAUCCUCCUCCCUCCAAAUCUCCACGCCCUUCUCAUCGACCUCCCCGCGUAAGCCCCACGCGCCCAAGCCCUACCUCCCCUUCCCCGCCCGAGCCACCGACUCCGACGAGCCCCCCUCCGAGGCGGCCUCCACCGCAACCGAUUCCGGAUCCGAGCCCCAAGGCGACCCGUUCGAGAGCCGGCUCUCGCGGGUCCGGCUCCGGUACCGGAGCGGGACCGGGAAGAAGGCGGAGGUCCGCAAGGUGAAGAAGUCCAAGAGAGGAUCGUCUCCGUCCGGCACCGGCGGAAUGUACCUGCCCCCCGUGGCCCUGAAGGAGCCGGUGUCGGAGGGGCUGAAGGUGGAGUUCGGGUUCACCCCCUACAGCGAGAGGAUGAACGGGAGGAUAGCGAUCCUGGGACUGACCGCGCUGCUGCUGGUGGAGCUGGCGACGGGGAAGAGCGUGAUCCGCUACCACACGCCGGCGAUCUUGCUGAUCCAGGUGUACUUCGUGGCGGCGGUGGCGGCGCUGUACGCGAAGUACGAGAAGGAGAGAGGGAGCGUCUGGCCCCAAUCUCCCGAUAAAUGACAGGCGACUGCGAGGGGCGGCGAGGGGCGGCGAUUGUUUUUUCGUUUCUCCUGUGUAUAACAACUACACGUUUGCUUUUUACGCUCAGCAGCUUCUCUUUAGAUUUGGAGUUUGGCUUAUCGUUCUUUCGUGAGCUGCUGUUGCCACGUUCAGACAAAGGCGAAGGGCAAUGACCAAUAAAGAAGACGAUUACGAAUGAUUAUGAAAACCAACAUUGAAGUUGAUGCUUGUAAGAAAUCAUAGUUUUCCAAGAAUUCAAAGGCGAUCCCCUUGAGAAGA